Molecule: messenger RNA, 822 nt
Organism: Rhagoletis zephyria (snowberry fruit fly)
Lineage: Eukaryota; Metazoa; Arthropoda; Insecta; Diptera; Tephritidae
Source: RefSeq, a predicted model, not a curated record
AUGGAUGACGAACUUGAAGAUUAUAUUGUCGAACAAAUUGUCGACAAGCAAAUUGACGACGAAAACGUUAAAUAUCUUGUAAAAUGGGAGGGUUACAGCUCUUCUGAAAAUACCUGGGAACCUUUGGAAAACAUGAUAGAUUCUAUGGAUUUGGUCACUGAGUUUGAAAACAAGUGUCGCAAUGCCCGUCGUUCAAAAAGAGUUGUCAAUUACGCUGAAAAGGAAAGCGAAUCGCCAACUGAUGUAAAGAAUAAUGACACUGUUUCUGAAGAUGCUGACGAUGACGACUAUCUAGCAGAGGACGAAGAGGAAAGCGAAAAUGAUGACGUUCACAUGGAGGCGGAAAAAGAAAAUGAUGAUGAUAACAGUGUUCACGCAGCCGAUAAAAGCGAUUCUGAUGAGGAAAAUGUCGUCAAGCACUUCUCGACCGGUGAUAAGCAAACUGCCGCAUAUUCUAACGACUUAGUUGACGCUAAAUUUGCUGGAACAACUCAAGCUAAGCAAACAACUUUGAUAAUAGUAGAAGGGCCAUCAGCUAUGAAAGCAGUCAAAUCUGGCUUAUUUGUGCUUGAAAAAAACUUUUUCGGAAUUCUUUCACUUCAAGGCAAACUGAUCAACGCAAAGGAUUCAAUUGACGCAAGAGUGAAAAGCAACAAAUGGAUUAAAUUGAUUGUCAGCAGCCUAGGAUUGGACUUUAACAAAAAGUACACUACAAAAAGUGAACAAGAGGAAUUGCGCUACGGAAAAAUUCUAAUUAUGUCAGAUCCUGACGUCUUGGAAGUCUUCCUUCUACUCAAGUUAUUGAAUCGUUUGCAAACUUGA